Phacochoerus africanus (Common warthog) is the source of this 2787-nucleotide messenger RNA. RefSeq names its product solute carrier family 35 member F5 (gene SLC35F5). Gene Ontology annotation, cellular component: membrane. The record is from RefSeq and is a predicted model, not a curated record. Gene Ontology annotation, biological process: regulation of peptide transport. The transcript has 16 exons. NCBI's taxonomy places the organism in Eukaryota, Metazoa, Chordata, Mammalia, Artiodactyla, Suidae. Bases 363 to 1937 code for a protein of 524 amino acids.
UACACUCCCGCCGCCCGCCGCCCGCCGUCGCGCCGCCGUGACGUAACCCGCGCGCCACUGACCUCGGCCGGGGGGGCGUGGCCAGGGCGGGCUGGCGGGCAGGCCGGGGGCGGGGCCGGGGCCAGGGUCCAGCUCCCGGCCAACGCGGCCAUCGCUGCCUGUGCGGCUCCUAACCUUCGCCCGCUCCCCGCCCUCCCGGGCCGAGUGGGGUAGGGUGGCAUUGGCAGCCUCGCCCCGAGGGGCACCGCGGCUUCAGGGACUGGGCCGCCAGCGCAGCGCAAUGUCGGGCGCCACGACAGCUCUCUGAGUCCGAGGCCGCGGCCGUGGCCCUGGGAGGCGGCGGGUCCGGGCAGGGUCCGCUCAUGGUGCCGCCACGACGCCAUCCCGGGGCAGGAAGGCCGGGUGCGCUGAGUUCUUCACCUCCGUUUAGACUCAGAUCUGCCAAGUUUUCUGGCAUUGCUUUUGAAGAUCUCAGAAAGGCCUUUAAACUAAGACUGCAAAUGGUGUGUGUAUUUAUCAUGAAUCGAAUGAAUUCCCAGAGCAGUGGUUUCACUCAGCGCAGGCGACUGGCCCUAGGGAUUGUUAUUCUCCUACUUGUUGAUGUGAUAUGGGUCGCAUCCUCAGAACUUACUUCGUAUGUUUUUACUCAGUACAACAAACCAUUCUUCAGUACCUUUGCAAAAACAUCUAUGUUUGUUCUGUAUCUUUUGGGCUUUAUUAUUUGGAAGCCAUGGAGACAACAGUGUACAAGGGGAUUUCGAGGAAAGCACGCUGCUUUUUUUGCAGAUGCUGAAGGUUACUUUGCUGCUUGUACAACAGAUACAACUAUGAAUAGUUCUUUGAGUGAACCUCUGUAUGUUCCUGUGAAAUUUCAUGACCUUCCCAGUGAAAAACCUGAGAACACAAAUAUUGAUACUGAAAAAGCUCCCAAAAAGUCUCGUGUAAGGUUUAGUAACAUCAUGGAGAUUCGACAGCUUCCAUCAAGCCAUGCAUUGGAAGCUAAGUUGUCUCGCAUGUCAUAUCCUACUGUGAAAGAGCAAGAAUCCUUAUUCAAAACUGUGGGGAAACUUACUGCAACUCAAGUAGCAAAAAUUAGCUUUUUUUUUUGCUUUGUGUGGUUUUUGGCAAAUUUGUCAUAUCAAGAAGCACUUUCAGAUACACAAGUUGCUAUAGUUAAUAUUUUGUCCUCAACUUCUGGACUUUUUACCUUAAUCCUUGCUGCAGUGUUUCCAAGUAACAGUGGGGAUAGAUUUACUCUUUCUAAACUAUUAGCUGUAAUUUUAAGCAUUGGAGGUGUGGUGCUGGUAAACCUGUCAGGAUCUGAAAAGUCUGCUGGAAGAGAUACAAUAGGUUCCAUUUGGUCUCUUGUUGGAGCCAUGCUCUAUGCUGUCUAUAUUGUUAUGAUUAAGAGAAAAGUAGACAGAGAAGAUAAGUUGGAUAUUCCAAUGUUCUUUGGUUUUGUAGGUCUCUUUAAUCUGCUGCUCUUAUGGCCAGGUUUCUUUUUACUUCAUUAUACCGGAUUUGAGGACUUUGAGUUUCCCAAUAAAGUAGUGUUAAUGUGCAUUAUCGUUAAUGGCCUUAUUGGAACAGUUCUCUCAGAGUUCCUAUGGUUGUGGGGCUGCUUUCUUACCUCAUCAUUGAUAGGUACACUUGCACUUAGCCUUACAAUACCUCUGUCCAUAAUAGCUGAUAUGUGUAUGCAAAAGGUGCAGUUCUCUUGGUUAUUUUUUGCAGGCGCUAUCCAUGUAUUUUUUUCAUUUUUCAUUGUAACUCUCUUGUGCCAUUAUAAUAAUUGGGAUCCUGUGAUGGUGGGAAUCAGAAGAAUUUUUGUCUUUAUAUGCAGAAAACAUCGAAUUCAGAGGGUUCCAGAAGACAGCGAACAGUGUGAGAGUCUCAUUCCUAUGCACAGUGUUUCUCAGGAGGAUGGAGCUAGUUAGCUGUUGUCUUUAGUCCAGCUUGAUGAUGGAGCAAUGUACAGCGAAGAGACAAUCUCUGGCAAGUUUUUGUAGAAAAAUGUUUCAGUGCCUAGUCUGAAAAAUAACAGUUUCAGUUCUUUGGAACUCUAAAAUAUAUUUUCCUCAUAUCUGUUUUCUUCAUUUUCAUAAUGAAGUACUUUGCUAUGUAGCUGUGUACAUAUCACUACAGUUAUAGGAAGUUUCAGUCUACAGUCCGUCUAAAGGACCAACCUGCCUUACACAUCUCAAGGAAUUCAGCUGGUGAAAUAAUUUGAACUAAUCAAGGGAUAAAAUUUUAAUGUUCUGGGGACUUUAUUUUCACAUAUUACUUGUUAAAUGCUGGACUAUACUAUGAAAAGGUUUUCAAGAGAUUAUUUAAGUAUGUAAUAGAUCAGUGUUUCUUACAGGUAAAAUGCUAAAAUAAGCUGCCUACAAUAGGUACGGAUUAUAUUUUUGAGUUUUGUAGAAUACUGCAAAUUAACACAGAAAAUGUUUAAUUUAUGCAACACAUGUUCACACAAAUUUGGUGGAACAUUAGAAAGAAUCACUAUUUGAAAAAAGAUCUGGUUCACUUAUACUACAUAUUAUCCUUUCCUAGCAUUAGGUGCCUUGUACUUUAAAUCUGUGACAAAACAUGACAAAUUUUUAAAGGGGAAGUAUUAUUGUAAAAAUGAAGAAUUAUGUAUUUCUAAAGGUUGUAUUGCUGUAAAUUUAAUUGAUAAAGCUCUGCUUAGAGUUUUGAAGAAAUAUUCUCUCUUCAAUUAAACAUUUUCAUAAUGGAAUGAUGUAAAUUGAAGUGAUAAAGAGUAUUAAAAUAAAAUGUUUAUAUAUA